UAUUUAAAUUCGGAUGCACAUCGUAAUAUUCAAAGGGUAUUUUUCAUUAAAUAAAGUCUGUUUUCAAUAAAAGUGUCCUUGUUCGCCCGCUUUAAAAUUAAACACUAGGUGGUGACUCCGCUUUUAAUAAAUCCAUUUCUUUUGUCAUUUCAGUUUGAAAACCAUUUUGAAUAAACUUAAAUAACAACAAGAAACACAUGUAUGGAGGAGAAUGGUGAAAAUGAGAAGAGUAGUUGUCUCUGGAUGCUACCGGAGGGUUGUAUUGCAGAGAUAUUGGGCUUGACAAGCCCUCUUGACGUGUGUCGCCUUUCCUUAGUCUGUAAAUCUGUCCAAUUUGCUGCUGAGUCUGAUGCCGUUUGGAAAAAAUUUCUGCCAUCCGAUUAUCAGUCCAUCAUUGCCGGAUCACUCAGUCCAAUCCCAGAUUUCCGUUCUAAGAAGGAUCUUUAUGUUUAUCUCUGUCAUCAUUCCCUCUUAAUUGAUGGAGGUCGCAAGAGUUUCUCACUGGAUAAAUGGACUGGAAAGAAAUGCUACUUUUUAGGUGCGAGGGAUCUCAAUAUUGCAUGGGGUGAUACACCAGAACAUUGGACAUGGACUUGUCUACCCGAGUCCAGGUUUCCAGAGGUGGCUAAGCUCGAAUGGGUUUGUUGGCUUGAAAUUUGGGGCACAAUAAGAGCUGGGAGUCUGUCACCAUUUACAUCCUACGUAGCUUACCUUGUUUACAAGUUGGAAAACAAAUAUGGGUUUGAUUAUCGACCCUCAGAGGUUUCCGUUGGAAUUCCUGCCGUUGAAUCUGAAACCCGUUUUGCUUUUCUGGAUCCAAAUGUUGACACUGAGUGUGAAUAUGAAGAAGAAGAAGAGUCGUGUUUUACUCCCCCUUGUGAUCGGCAAUGCGAGGGGCCAUAUUGGCGUCAUGAUCCUAAUCUCACCUUUUCUGAUAUUCAACAUCCUAAACUUAGAGAUGAUGGCUGGUUUGAGAUAGAAUUGGGUGAGUUUUAUACUGAAAAUGAAGAUGAUUGCAUAGAAUUGCGUAUGCAUGAGGUGAAGGCGGGAAUUUCAAAGCAAGGGCUUAUAGUUGAAGGAAUUGAGAUAAGGCCUAGAAUUCGUUAAUCAUCACAAAUGUAGAAGAUAUAUAUUCUUGCCAUACACAUAUAUCUACUCUGAAUAAAACAUGUUGCGUUUGGAGAAUAUAUAUUACUCCAUUUUCAUGUAUGUUUUGUUGCAUGGUAACUGCAUUCUUGUUUUAAACCCAGUGUUGUGGCUGUAUUUGCACUCCUUUGUAUCAAGAGUGUCUGUUUGGGAUGAUACAUACAUAUGCUGUGGUAGUUUAUUCAUUUUUGA
This is a messenger RNA of Lycium barbarum (goji berry), 1338 nucleotides long. Its product is annotated as putative F-box protein PP2-B12. Gene Ontology annotation, molecular function: protein binding. NCBI's taxonomy places the organism in Eukaryota, Viridiplantae, Streptophyta, Magnoliopsida, Solanales, Solanaceae. The transcript is spliced from 3 exons. The record is from RefSeq and is a predicted model, not a curated record. Bases 202 to 1107 code for a protein of 301 amino acids.